This is a messenger RNA of Drosophila serrata, 4369 nucleotides long. RefSeq names its product trafficking protein particle complex subunit 11 gry (gene gry). Lineage: Eukaryota; Metazoa; Arthropoda; Insecta; Diptera; Drosophilidae. Gene Ontology annotation, cellular component: cytoplasm. The record is from RefSeq and is a predicted model, not a curated record.
UUAUUAGAACAUUCGAUAAACAUCGAAGUGCAUCGAUGUUUUAAUCGUAUAUUGCGCACCUCUACUAAAUGGCAACACGGACAACGUAGCUGGAGAAGAUCAUCACAUUGGACCCAAGGAGAGGAGUGGCCGUUGCAGAAGAAGCCGUCAUCCCAUCUCAAUCUCAGUGCACCAGCCCCGGCCGGACGGACGGAAGCAUGACGACGAUGGACGCCAGCGCCCUGCCGUCGGAGCUGCUCGUGACCCCGCAGCCGCUGGUUGGCUUCUGCGGGCUGGACACGGCGCGAGUGGGCGUGCACAAGGCCGUGUGGGAGGCGUUUAGCGGGAGUUUGCAGCGCAAGGCCGCCGACAGGGCGGCAGUGCAGUACAAGCUGCUGCCGCCCAACUACGAGUUCCCGGUGGCUAAGCCCAAGCGCGCCUCCUACGAGUGGUAUCAUCCAAAGGGCAUACUCAAGCGCAACUGGAUGCUGAAGCAUCUGCACGUUCUGCCCUCGGUGGUCGUGCUCUUUCAGGACAUGGAGUGGAACGACCUGCAGUGGACGGAGAAGCAAGUGCAGUGCGCCGGCAUUGUUCAGGCAUUGAAGAACGCCCUGCAGGAGCGGAACACCCGGCUGUGCCUGGUCUUGCUGCAGAAGGCUGCCCCGUUGCCGCCGGGCGAGGAUUUACUGGCGGCGGAACGGGCUGCCAGCCUGACCAGCGCCUGCGGGAUUACCAGCAAGAUGUUGUUCAUCCUCCCGCACACGGAACACCUCACGGGCUACGCUUUACGGCUGGAGUCGGCCUUUUUGGACAUGGCGCAGUCCUAUUACGCGCUCAUGUCGAAGCGGAUACGUAACCAUCGGGAUCAGUUGACCGCGGCGCACACCUCGCUGAAGAUUCGGCAUCAGUUCAAGCUAGGAUUCGUGGCGGAGAUGCGGCAGGACUUUAGCACCGGCCAAAAGCACUACUUCCAGGCCUACGCUAAUCUGGACGAAAUUCGGAUAAACGAUGGCAAUUGUCUUGAGAUUAAAACCCUGGCCGGUUUCUUGAACUACAAAAUCUGCCGGCUAAUGUUCAAGCUAAAGACCCCGAGAGACGCCAUCAACCAGUUCAUCAUCCAUGUAGAGAAGUACAAGUCCCGAGUGGGCUUCAAGGAUCUGGCCUUUGAGCAUCAUGCCUGGCUGAGCACGCAACACUCUGUUUUCGCCGAGCUCUUUUGUGAAGCCAUCAAGAACGGCCUGCCCGCCUUACAAACGCAGCACCCGGGAAUCUAUUACCACAAGGCAGCGGAAUAUGUGAUGAAGCGACGUGAUUCGGCCCAGCAAGCAUAUGCCACUCUGUUGAGCUCCCCAGAGGCGACGCCUCCAACGCCGAAUAGCCACAAUAGCCUGUCUCUGUACACGGAGUUCUUCGGCAUUCGGUCAGUCAAGACGGGCGACCUGGUAGCCGAGCAGCAGGCCAAUGUGCACCUGUGUGAAAUGGAGCGCACCUUCAACCACUCGUCGGGGAUCAUAGCGUUGCUGAGCCAGGCCAUGGCCCAGUUUAAGAUCUACAAGUGCCUCAGGUUUCGCAAGAAACUAGCUAUCGACAUGGCUGAGGAGUACCUUAAGAGCGGUGAUCAUGCCAAGGCCUUGACAUUGUAUUCGUUAAUGCUCCCGGAUUAUCGGCAGGAAAAGUGGUCCACCAUAUUUACGGACGUUCUGCUGAAGACGCUGCGCUGUGCCUUGCUCUCUGCCUCCGUGGCUGACUACAUUGCCUGCAGUGUGGAAGCUCUGUCCCUGCGCCACAACCGUGGCGAGCAGGCGGAACGGAUUCUGUUGCUGGAGAACCUCUGGCAGGUGUUCCAAGGUAUGCCGCCCAUGCCGAAGACUCAGCUGACCAGCGAAGCUCAGGCGCUGUGGACGACUGCACUGGCCAGCGUGAAGUCGCCCAUUCAAAUCGAUUUGGAUAAGGUUACCGACGUGGUGGAGAUGUGCGCCACAUUCGAGAGAGUGCAGCUAAACAACGACGACGUGGUCCAGUUGAAACUGAUAGUGAGGGUUCUUACGGAUGUACCGCUGAGCGUGCGCAGCUUCCAUGUAAUUCUGGCCGAUGCUGGAUAUCCGCAGAAUAGCUACAAGCUGGAGGCUCUCAAGUAUCUCUGCUUUCCCAGCCUCACACAGCUGCGUCAGGAGCAGGUGGCACUGCCUCAACCGUUUGAGAAGAACAUGAGAUUGGAGCCUGGCUCCUACUACCAGAUGUUUUGCACCACCGAGGCGCAGCAGUUCCACGAGAACACCCAGUUGCGCAUUGUUCGUUUGGAGGCAUACAUGGGUACCGACCAGGUGGCCGCCCUGCUCACGUGCAGUUCGAGUUACUCGCGCCAAUUGUUUCGGCAUCACACGCGUAGCCGGGAUCUCGAUGAUAACGUUACGAUCAAUCCCAUUUGUUACAUCGCGCCCACGUUUCAUCUGGACACGCAAACGAACCUUGGCCAUGGCCAGGAGAAUAAUAGUGGCAUGGAUGAGCAAGAGCCCGUGGUGGCCACCACGCGAAUGCUAGUCAACGAAUACUAUCCCGUUGUAAUCACCAUCAGCAAUCCGUACAAUGUCUAUCUGCAAAAUGUGGGCGUGCACAUCAGUGUACCCGGAGGUCUCCGGAAUAGUGUUUUUCUCACCACGGAUAUCUCACCGGGUCGCCAGAAGCUUCACGCCCAGAUCCAGAUCGAUGUGGGAGAGUUAUCUGCUCAUGGCAGCAACACGGCCACCUUCUACAUCUUCAGCCUGGCGGAAGCGGAAAUCAAGCUGCAACAGAGGCUCAGCUAUACGUUGGAUGUGGAUCGUGGUCCCGGUGGAGGCGGCAGUGGUGGCGUUGGAGGCAAUGCAGCCAGGGUCAGCGCAGCAACGAACAGCUCGGCGGAAUCCACACCCGAUCACGAGGUGAAGGGUGUGCCCAACAAUAGCCUGGCGACAAUUUCGCCCGUGCAGAUAGAGUACCUGGACGAGACGCGGCUGCGGAAGUCACGGGAGGAUGUACUGACGGUGCGUUGCUACGGGGACUUUAAGUUCGCCGCUCGCUUCUACACCCUGGACAGGAAGCCGCUGGGUCAGCUGUAUCGUGGCGAGAAUUUCCUACUGCGAGCCAACACAGAGGUGGUGGCCGUCGAUGAUGUGGAGAUACUGGACAGCUUCUUUAUAUGUGAUCACAAUUUAGUGCAAUCGAACUACAGCUUUAAGCGAAAGAAAUACACCAACAAGUACAGUGCCGGUGAGCAACUGGAGAGCGUGAUAGUGCUUCGCACGAAUGCUACUCUGCGGGACUGGACAACUGCUCGGGAUUUGGAUCAUCGGGGCAAGCUGGAGGGCAAGCCGGUGGCCAGUAAGUUCAUUAGGCCCGCCCUCAAGCCGGCGACUGCCAUCGAAGAGACCGCCUCUGGUCCCACUCCGGUGCCGCCUGCCGGUAUCAGUGCCUACAUGAGCAAGAGUCUGGUGGCCAAGAUACCCACCACGAUGACCAUCAUCAAUAGCAACUCGGCUGUGUCAAAUGCCCUGCAGGUGGCCAAUGCAGGCGUGAUGAGCAGUUCCCUGCACUCGGAGGAGGCCAACGAAGCUAGCGAGGCGACGACAGGCGCCGGCCAGGAGAACUUCAAGACCACUCGCUUGGUGUACAAUAAGGCCUUGGAAGCUGUCCAGGGCACGGGGCAUUGUCGUGGCUUUAUCAAGGGCGUUUACACGUUGGAACCGGAGCGAGCGUCCGCUGUGCCCAUCUUUGGGGUUUUCUGCAUCCGCUGGCGACGUGCCAAUGGCAAGGAGGAGAAUGAGUCCAAGUUUGUGAUCAGUGGCCUGGAUAUUGCGGAGCCACCGCUGAAUAUCUACUGCACCAUUGAGGAGAAGAUGUUCGUGAAGAUGCCUAUGGCUUUCAAGGUGCUACUGAAGAACCCGACAACGCAUGUACUGCAUCUGACAGCCAACCUGAGCAUCAGCAAGACGGAUAACUUUAUAUGCUCGGGACAUAAACAGCUGGAUAUCUCCAUAAUGGCCUACGAGGAGAAGGAACUGGUCUACAACCUGUAUCCCCUGCAAGUGGGCUGGCAGGAGCUGCCCGUGCUGAGCUUGGAGUACAACACGAAGGCGGAUCCGCAGAAGAACGAUAGCCAGAAUGCCUUGCUCGAUGAACUGGUGCAGCGGGCGCUGCCCAAACGAGUCUUUGUGCUGCCACCGCUGAAGCAACAGAACAAGUAGGAAUGAAGAUGCCUAAGUUUAAGUGUUUUAAAGUUUACAAUAAAAGUAUAAACAACUCGGGCGUAUGUGUGUGUAAAAAUUAAACUACGUCUGCUCCAUGCCCUUCUUUAUUGCUAACAACAAACGAAACAUAUAUUAUAUAUUAUAUUUAAAGAGUUGCAGUAGCUUAA